Messenger RNA from Hordeum vulgare subsp. vulgare (domesticated barley), 547 nucleotides. Its product is annotated as 40S ribosomal protein S24-1-like. Gene Ontology annotation, molecular function: structural constituent of ribosome. Gene Ontology annotation, cellular component: ribosome. Lineage: Eukaryota; Viridiplantae; Streptophyta; Magnoliopsida; Poales; Poaceae. The annotation marks the transcript as partial. The record is from RefSeq and is a predicted model, not a curated record. Gene Ontology annotation, biological process: translation. The transcript has 4 exons.
CCAACCACCUGCUCGCGCGCAAGCAGUUCGUGCUCGAGGUCAUCCACCCUGGCCGCGCCAACGUCUCCCAAGGCGGAGCUGAAGGAGAGGUUGUCCAAGGUGUACGAGGUCAAGGACCACAACUGCAUCUUCGUCUUCAAGUUCCGCACCCACUUCGGAGGCGGCAAGUCCUCCGGAUUCGGUCUCAUCUACGACAACCUUGAAGCCGCCAAGAAGUUCGAGCCCAAGUACAGCCUCAUCAGGGUAGAGAAGUCACGCAAGCAGAUCAAGGAAAGGAAGAAUAGAACAAAGAAGAUCCGUGGUGUGAAGGCCGGAGAUGCCAAGAAGAAAUAAGCACAUUUCUGUGUUCCAUCUUUUCACCAUCAGCCUUUGCUUGGUUUGGGACGGUAUCCCUGGGGCAAUGUUGUUGAGUGCUUAAUUAUGACUAGAAAAGACUUUGCCAUUUAUGUCAUCUCCUGGUAUGUUAAGAGGCAUUUUGUAGUAUCUUAUGCUAAGAUUUUGAGGAAGUUGUCGGACUAUCAUAUUAUACCUGUUGUCGUUGCUCUUG